This is a messenger RNA of Bufo bufo (common toad), 7722 nucleotides long. RefSeq names its product zinc finger protein 462 (gene ZNF462). Gene Ontology annotation, biological process: regulation of gene expression. Gene Ontology annotation, cellular component: nucleus. Lineage: Eukaryota; Metazoa; Chordata; Amphibia; Anura; Bufonidae. The record is from RefSeq and is a predicted model, not a curated record.
UUGUGCACCCCCUGGUGCUCUAGCGUUUUGUGUGGUUGAGAUUGUCUUCUCUCACUCUCCCUCUCCCUUCUGGUUGCUCAUUAUUCAGAGAGAGGCAGAGACACAUACGCACAUACACACUCAGUGAGAGAGACGGAUCUUUCAGGUCAUCUGCAGCUGCAGAGAAGCAGCAGCCAGUGAAGGAGAGAGGAGGAGAAAUAAAGCAAGGAAGAUGGCAAUCCUCCAUUGCUCAGAGUAGCAGCAAGAAAGAACUCCAAGAGGAGAGCCAUCAUCUCUCCACCUACCUAGGCACAACGCUAUUAUCUGAGGGAGGAGGACAACAAGAGGCUGGAGCAGCCACGUCCAGAGCGCUCUAUGUUUCUAAUGUAAAAACAUAACCAUAGACCAUGGAAGUCCUUCAGUGUGAUGGUUGUGACUUCAAGGCCCAGUCCUAUGAAGAGCUAAAGACUCACAUACAAGAUGUUCAUACAGCAUUUUUGCAGCCCACAGAUGUAACAGAUGAAAGUUGUAGUCAAGCUAGAACUUUGUGUACAAAUUCCUCUAACCAGUCUGAAGCUGUGUUUUCUUCAUUGAAAAAUGAAUUUGUGCCUACAGAAGAAACUCAUGGCCAGAAUACUCCUCAGGCACCCACUGGAUCAUACUACAGUCCCAGUCCUGGUUUUUAUGGAUUGUCAUCUGCUAGCAGUUCCAAACCAACAAAUAAGUUUUUCCAAUGUAAAUUUUGUGUUCGCUAUUUUCGAUCUAAAUAUCUUCUAGUGGAACAUACCAGGAAGGUCCAUGGACAUGCUAGUGGAAAUACAGGGGCCUCUGGAAAUUAUAACAUUAUGCUGCAUGAUGGAUUUGGAAAAGUUUUCUCAUGCCAGUUUUGCACCUACAAGUCACCUAGAAGAGCAAGAAUAAUUAAGCAUCAAAAAAUGUACCACAAGAAUAGCUUGAAAGAAAGUUUAUCACCUUCCAUGUCUCAGAGUACUUCUACUUCAAUGUCAAUUCAAGAAACAUGUAAGGAAUUGCCAGCUGAAGUAGUAGAGCGAAGUAUACUUGAAUCCAUGGUGAAACCUCUGACAAAGUCUAGGGGAAACUUUUGCUGUGAAUGGUGUAGCUACCAAACGCCAAGACGGGAGCGUUGGUGUGACCAUAUGAUGAAAAAACAUCGUGGGAUGGUCAAAAUAUUGUCAAGUUUACGUCAAGAUGGGCUAAACGUGUCAGAUCUACAAACUAAAAGUUCACAAAUGUCUAGUCCUGGGCCUAGCUACAUGCCACUAAACAUGACAACCCAUGAGCUACCUAGUGCAAAUAUGCCUAGUUAUAGAAGCCCUAUAAGUAAUCUUCCAGGAGGCAACACAUCCAAGUAUCAGUCAAUGUCAUAUGUUCCAGUGAAACCUAAAUAUCCUUCAAAUGUUGGCAUUUUGAAUUUAUCAGAAAGAUCUUAUGUAAUUCCAGAAAAGUCCAAUUCCUUGGUCGAUAUGGAUGAGAAUAGCUUGUUAAAUGAUUCAAGUUCUGAUGAGGACUAUAUUGAAAUGGAUGGUGAAAAUGGUUUUGGCCCAAUGGACCAUCAUGACAUGUCAGGGGAACCCUUAUUGGGAUCUGAAAACAACAAAUUGCUGGAGACAAAGGGAAUUCCUUUUAGAAGAUUUAUGAACAGAUUUCAGUGCCCUUUUUGUCCUUUUCUUACAAUGCAUCGCCGGAGUAUCUCCCGCCAUAUUGAAAAUAUUCACUUAUCUGGAAAGACCGCAGUUUACAAAUGUGAUGAAUGUCCAUUUUCAUGCAAAAGCCCAUUAAAGCUUGGGGCACACAAGCAGUGUCACAGCGGUGCAUCUCCUGAUUGGGAUCCUAUAAGUACACUAAGUGAAAAUAUGUCUACUCAAUUAAAUGAAGCUUAUGAAACUGGUAAUAUAAAUGGUAGAAAAUCUGGAAACAUGCCAGAAACUUCUCAGCAGAACCCAUACAAGUGUACAAUGUGCAAUUACUCCACAACCACCUUAAAAGGGCUGCGUGUUCACCAGCAGCAUAAACAUUCCUUCUGUGACAAUAUGCCAAACAAUAGCAAUGUGAUACAGCAAAUACAAGAUAACGAACUAGAUUCUAGCAAUUCUGUAACUGUGCGAAAGAGCCAGACUUCUAUUUUGGGGUUAUCUUCAAAAAAUAAUUUUGUUGCAAAAACGUCCCGGAAAAUUUCAAAUGAUUUUCCUUUGGAUUUAUCACCUGCAAAGAAAAGAACAAGAAUUGAUGAAAUUGCAAGCAAUCUACAAAGCAAGAUUAGCCAAACUAAGCAACAAGAAGAUGCAGUCAUUAAUGUGGAGGACGAUGAAGAUGAGGAAGAGAAUGAAGUAGAAAUAGAGGUAGAACUAGACAAAGAGGAAGAUCCAUCCGAACAAUUGGAGACUGCUGAUCAGUAUUCUAUCCAACAACUAUGGAAUAGGGAUAUUGGCAUGUCUCAAAAAAACAUAAACUUUAGAAAUAUCCAACAUAAUUAUUCAGCAGCCAACGGUGCAGAAAUUGAAUUAACACUGUCAGAUGAUGAUGAGGAUUACUACUUUCAGUCAGUUGGCUUUAAAGAACAAGAUCUAAAUUCAUCUAUUGGUUUCAAUCAGUCUAACCAGUAUGGUGAAAGUGACCAAAACAAUGAAAAUUCUGAGUAUACUGAGGAGUCAGGAAGAUUGUAUUAUUGCAAACACUGUGACUUUAGCAAUAAGUCUGCACGUAGUGUUAGCACUCAUUAUCAGCGAAUGCAUCCCUAUAUUAAAUUCAGUUUUAGGUAUAUUUUGGAUCCCAACGAUCAUAGUGCAGUAUACCGUUGUCUUGAAUGCUAUAUAGACUAUAAUAAUUUUGAGGAUUUGCAACAACAUUACUCAGAGCAUCAUCCAGAAGCAAUGAAUGUGCUUAACUUUGACCAUUCAGAUCUCAUCUAUAGAUGUCGCUUUUGCUCUUACACAAGUCCUAAUGUUCGAAGCUUAAUGCCACACUACCAAAGAAUGCACCCUACAGUUAAAAUCAAUAAUGCAAUGAUAUUUUCAAGUUAUGUUGUUGAAAGACAAGAGGAGCUCAAUGCUGAAUCACAAACAUUAAGAGAAAUUCUGAAUUCUGCACCUAAAAACAUGGUAACCUCUACACCUUCAGGGCAUGGAAUGAACAGUUCAGCAACCUUUAAUAAAAGUACACCACAAGCAAGUACUACAAAGUCAUUUCCUACAGAGAAUGAUACUCAGAAGAAUGCUGCUGUUAAUAAUGUUGUAGUUUAUGAUUGCGAUGUGUGUGGAUUUGCUAGUCCAAACAUGCAUUCCGUUUUGGUUCACUAUCAAAAAAAGCAUCCUGAUGAAAAAGCAUCUUACUUUAGGAUUCAAAAAACAAUGCGCGUUGUCACUGUGGACAGUGGAACAGCUAUUUCUCAACUAGCUUUUGAUGGAGGAUCUUCUAUAGCUGCAAAUUCUGCCACUGUGGCUUCUGCCCCAGAAGAAAAUGUUGAACUAUAUUACUGUAAGCAUUGUUCAUACAGUAACCGUUCUGUUGUUGGUGUAUUGGUUCAUUAUCAGAAACGGCAUCCUGAAAUUAAAGUCACUGCAAAGUACAUUAGACAGGUACCUCCAAAUUCUGAGACCAUGAGAAAUGUAGAUCCUCAGCAAUACAUACUUAGUAAACAAUCUACAACUAUGUACAGCACCAAAAAAGGUACUGUUCAACCAAAAGAAAAUGAAAUGUUCUUUUGUCAACACUGUGACUAUGGCAAUCAAACUGUCAAAGGAGUUCUUAUUCAUUACCAGAAGAAGCACAGAGAUUAUAAAGUAAAUGCUGAUGUUAUUAGACAACACACAGCUGCUAUAAGAAGUCUCUGUGAGCACGGCCAAAAGAAACCCAGCACAAACACUCAAAGUUCUCCUUUAAAUAAUGAGCCUGAGAAGGCUAAACUUCGAACCCUAAAAUGUAGACAGUGUUCAUUUUCAACCCCUUAUGUCUAUGCUCUAAGAAAGCAUAUGAAAAAAGACCAUCCUAGUUUUAAGGCUACGGUGACUUUAAUAUUGAAGUGGGCAUUUUUGGAUGGCUUCAUUGAAGCUGGUUAUCACUGUGAGUGGUGUAUUUAUUCACAUCCAGAGCCUAGUGGUCUUCUAGAGCAUUAUCAAAGAAGACAUCCAGAGCACUAUGUGGAUUAUACCUACAUGGCAACAAAACUGUGUGCUGGCCCAGACCCUGUGCCUGUGCAGCCAGCUCCCGAGUUAAAGUCUUAUAAGUGCAGAGAUUGUACAUUUGAAGCCCCUUCUAUUUGGGAUAUCACUAAUCACUAUCAAGCUGUGCAUCCUUGGGUUCUGAAAGGUGAUGAAUCUGUACUUCUUGAUAUCAUUAAGGAGAAGGAUGCUACACAGAAUUCAAAUUCUGAAGAAGUAAUGUCCUCGGAGUCCCACAUUAUUCAGAAAGAUUCCAUUCCUGUUGAACCUCACAUGGAGAGAUUAGACGAUUCCACUGUAAUACAGGAGAAGCCUUCACAAUUGUCCUCUGCACUUACUUCAUCACCUUAUCAAUGUACUGUGUGUUUAUCCGAGUACAACAAUUUACAUGGUCUGCUAACUCAUUAUGGGAAAAAACACCCUGGCAUGAAAGUUAAAGCUGCAGACUUUGCCCAAGAUGUAGAUAUUAAUCCUGGAGCAGUUUAUAAAUGCAGACAUUGUCCUUAUAUCAACACUCGUAUUCAUGGUGUUCUUACCCACUACCAAAAACGACACCCAUUAAUAAAGGUCACUGCUGAAGAUUUUGUUCAUGAUGUGGAACCACCUCAUGAAUCUGCCCAAAAUGACGCUGAAGAAAAUAAUAGAAUAUUUAAACAAGGAUAUGGUGCCUACAGAUGUAAAAUAUGCCCCUACACCCAUGGCACUCUAGAAAAAUUAAAGAUUCACUAUGAAAAAUACCAUAAUGAGCCAGAACCAGACAUGAUUUCACAAAUAUCUCCAAAUGAAAUUUCUAGCACUGAACCGGAUACUCCUGUUGAUGAUCAGUCACAUCAAACGAUUGUUACUCUAGAACCUGGUGAAGUUACUGACCUUUUAGACUUUAGACCGCGUAAAAAUAUGGCAUCACACACACUGUUCAAAUGUCAAUUAUGCAAAUAUUUUUGCUCAACAAGAAAAGGUAUAGCUAGGCACUACCGCAUCAAACACAAUAAUGUUCGAGCACAACCAGAGGGCAAAAACAAUUUGUUUAAAUGUGCCCUCUGUUCCUAUACAAAUCCAAUUCGCAAAGGUUUAGCAGCUCACUAUCAGAAGCGGCAUGACAUAGAUGCUUACUAUACUCACUGCUUAGCAGCAUCUAGAACAGUUGAUGAUCAAUCAAACAAGGUAGUCCUUACCUCACCACAGAAAGAGGGCUCAUCUGAGCUGAACGAAGAUCUGAAGAAGGCAAUUGAAAGGAAAAAAUGUUCUAUCUGUACAUUUCAAUCGUAUAGCAAGAAAGGAAUUGUAUCACAUUACAUAAAAAGACACCCUGGAGUCUUCCCUAAAAAGACACAAGCAAGUAAACUUGAACAGUUCUUCACACCUGUGUACUCAGAAAAACAUGACGUUCAAAGUACUCCUGAUGAUAACUCUGAAAUAGAGGCCCCAUUUGAUGAUUCGGAAAGUAAUGAAACAGAACUCCUUCCAUUUAGAUGCAUUAAGUGCUUCAAGCUGUCAUUUAGCACAGCUGAUCUCCUGUGCAUGCACUAUACAGAUCAUCACAGCAAGGACAUAAAGCGAGACUUUUCAAUAUUGGGCACAACAGGCACUCGUUCCUAUACCACCACAUAUCAGUGCAAACAUUGUAAUACCAAAUUAAAUAGUAUUGCUGAACUGACUUGCCACUUAACAUCUCACAUUGAGGAAUUCCAGAAACGUGCGAAACGUCAGGAAAGACGAAAGCAACUUUUAAACAGGCAAAAACAUUGCAAUAUUGUUUCUGUAGAGGGCAAACAAGAAAAGACAGGAAGUGGUCAAGAGGCAGUGCAUAAGACAUUAAAGGAAAAGGUAGUGGGCUACAAAUGUAAGUUCUGCGUAGAAGUCCAUCCCACACUCCGAGCCAUCUGUAAUCAUCUUCGCAAGCAUGUCCAGUAUGGAAAUGCUCCUCCACUUCCUCCUGAACUAAAGGAUGAUACGACCCAAGAUGACAGUAAAGAUUGUCAAGAGGAGCCUGUAGAUUCUAGUACAGUGGCAGGAGAAGGGGGCUCAGAAGUAGAACCAGAGCCCAUACCAGUACCCCUUCCGAAACGCUGCAGGCCAGGUGGCUACCCUUGUAAACAGUGUGAUCGAGUUUUAAUGUCCAUGCAAGGUCUGCGUUCCCAUGAGAGAAGUCACUUGGCACUGGCCCUGUUUGCUAAAGAAGGCAAAUACAACUGCCAGUUUUGCUCUUUUGUCUCUGCGUUCAGACACAAUCUUGAUCGACAUAUCCAGGAUCAUCAUGGACAUAACAAACCAUUUAGAUGCAAACAUUGUCCCUUUAAAUCUUCUUACAAAGGCCGUUUGAAAACGCACAUUUUGAAAGCACAUGGAGGCGAACAUGGCUACAAAUGCUCUUUUUGCCCAGUAACAACCAUGACAAUCAGCCAGUUAAAGGAUCACUCAUUAAAUGAUCAUGGAAAAGCACUUACAUUGCCAAAACUACGCAGUCUGCUUCCUAAUGGCCCACGAGCUAAGCAAAGCUCACGAAUAGGAAAAGAACCUAGACUACUUGACUCUUUAUAUUCUGAGCCACCAGAUGUUCAGCAGCAGCUCAAUCAUUACCAGUCAGCUGCUCAAGCCAGAAAUAACAGCAACAAUAGCCCUGUUCCUCCUCCUUUGGCCAAUUCAGCACCUGAGCCAAAAGAUGAAGCGGUCCUCAACUGUGAAUUUUGUAACUUUUCUUCUGGUUACAUUCAGAGUAUUCGUCGUCACUACCGGGACAAACAUGGCGGAAAGAAGCUGCUUAAAUGCAAAGAUUGCUUUUUUUAUACAUGUUUCAAAUCAGCUUUUACAAUGCAUGUUGAAGCUGGCCAUUCAGAUUCUGAGGAAGGACCAAAGACCCUUCGAUGUCCCCUGUGUCUUUAUCAUACCAAAUAUAAACACAAUAUGAUAGAUCAUAUCGUCCUUCACAGAGAGAGUCGUUCUAUAGAAGUUUGUCGUUCCAAGUUAUCAAAGCAACUGAAGGGACUUGUUUUUCGAUGUGAAUGUACUUUUACCUGCUCAAGUGAUGAAAGUCUACAACAACACAUAGAGAAGCAUAAUGAAUUGAAACCUUACAAAUGUCAGCUGUGCUACUACGAAACCAAACAUGAAGAACUAGAUAGCCACCUUGAGAAGAGCAUAAAAGUGUGCCGUAAUUUUGAACUAGUUGGAUUAGUUAAUUUGGAUCAACUGGAGCAAAUGAAAGAUAAAACUGAGACUUCAAGCAGUGAUGAAGAAGAAGGUGCAGCUAAGACCGGAGAACUGUUUGAUAUCAAGGCUACGGUUCAGGAAAAACGUUUUCCAUGUGAAUUCUGUGGGAGGACAUUUACGCUCAGCACUGAAUGGGAACGACAUGUAUUAAGACAUGGCAUGACUGUUGGUGGAAAUCGGAAGGAGAGCAUGGAAAUCAGAAUGCCAAAAGAAAAUCUUGAGGACAACUAUAGUAACAUGAAACAUAUGGCUGAAAGAACAAUAGAUACUUCCCAACAAACUAGAACCUCAUGUUUUAAAAACUUUGUGGUGACCAAAAAAGAAUAACUACUACUGGAGAUGUACUAGGACUUGC